This is a messenger RNA of Oncorhynchus tshawytscha (Chinook salmon), 2028 nucleotides long. RefSeq lists its product as uncharacterized. Gene Ontology annotation, cellular component: connexin complex. Gene Ontology annotation, biological process: cell communication. The record is from RefSeq and is a predicted model, not a curated record. The coding region runs from base 1 to 1620 and encodes 539 amino acids. NCBI's taxonomy places the organism in Eukaryota, Metazoa, Chordata, Actinopteri, Salmoniformes, Salmonidae. The transcript has 7 exons.
AUGGGAGACUGGUCCAUUCUCGGACGCUUCCUGUCUGAGGUGCAGAACCACUCCACAGUGAUCGGCAAGAUCUGGCUGACCAUGCUGCUGAUCUUCCGCAUCCUGCUGGUGACCCUGGUGGGGGACACGGUGUACAGCGAUGAGCAGUCCAAGUUCACCUGCAACACCCUGCAGCCCGGCUGCAACACCGUCUGCUACGACACCUUCGCCCCCAUCUCACACCUGCGCUUCUGGGUCUUCCAGAUCGUCUUGGUCUCCACGCCGUCCAUCUUCUACAUCGUUUACGUCCUGCACAAGAUCGCCAAGGAUAAGAAGCCGGAGGUCCAGAGGGGGCAGGUGAUGGCUGAGCGGACCUCCAAGAAGGUGUUUGGGCAGCUGGUGAGGAAAGGGCUGGAGAACACGGAGACUGGUAUGUCCACCUACUGCCCUGGAUACAGAGAGGAGUGGGGUGGUCAGGAAGGGGAGGGGGUGGAGCAGAGCCUGCUAGAGGAGGACUGUGGAGAUGUAGGGGAGGACCCAACUCAGCUGUCCAGCCAGGUGCUGCUAAUAUACAUCCUGCAAGUGCUGCUGCGCUCCGUCAUGGAGAUCACCUUCCUGGUGGGGCAGUACUACCUGUUUGGCUUCGAGGUGCCCCAACUGUACCACUGUGAGACCUACCCCUGCCCCACCCGCACAGACUGCUUUGUGUCACGAGCCACCGAGAAGACUAUCUUUCUCAACUUCAUGUUCAGCAUUAGCACUCCCACGCCCAUAGCCCAGGAGAAGGCUGGGGGCCACCUGCUCACUCACGUCCCAGCCAUCUCCUUUGAGACCGACUCUACUGUGGAGUGCACCUCCAAGAGGACUCCGGAAGAGAGGGACCGGGUGAAGGUAGCACAGAGGGAGGAUGGUGAUCCUCAGAGGGAAGGAAAGGAAGUUGUUGAGGAAGAACCGGUGGCCACGCCCAAAGAGGAGGCCAAGAAGGGAAGGAAGAUGACGAAGGAACAGCUUGCCAAAUUGUGCAAGACAAUUGUAACCUUCAUCGCACAGACCACCCUGCAGAUCCUGCUGCCAGCCCUGGCCCGCGUACUUGGGGUAAAGGACUUUGCUGACGACGACACUGACUCACCCAAGAGGGGUGGCAGUGCAAGAUCCUUUGCUGCCUUUGAUCAGGAAAGACUGGAGCUCAUCCAGGAACCAUUCAUGAUGGGAAACAAGAAGGAUUCCAAGAAGAAUUUGCGCCAUUCUGAAUCCAAAGACCAGACUACUGCUGAAGAUAUCAUGUUGGCACAUCCUGGACUCCCAGAGGGUCUUCCCUCCACCUCUCAACAGGAGAAGCCUCGCAAACGUCCCCUUCUAAUCAGGAUGUUUUCCACCAUCUCCAUAGGCCUAUCCAAGCCAUUCAAACGCUUUUACCUUCGACAUCAACAAGCGACGCACGGGCUGGUCCUGCAGACUCCCACGCCCAUAGCCCAGGAGAAGGCUGGGGGCCACCUGCUCACUCACGUCCCAGCCAUCUCCUUUGAGACCGACUCUACUGUGGAGUGCACCUCCAAGAGGACUCCGGAAGAGAGGGACCGGGUGAAGGUUAAACUGGCCAACAUGGCCUUGAUGGGAAGGAUCAAAAAGUCUUGGCUGUGAAAUGCCCAUUAUGUGUGAUUAUCAAAUUUAUAAUUUUCCACUUUUGAAACAACAAUGGGAAAGACAGGGUUUAUAGCAAAGGUUGCUCAGAUUGGGCUUUUGGAAAAAUUGGGAGAAUGAAAGUGCACUCCUGAUUCAGAGAGAAAGAUCCAGCUUAAUCAUCCAUACCAUUGUUUAAAUUACAAUAAAAAAAACAUUCAAACUGUUCCUGAGUUUCGAAAGACAGAGAAAGGAAAACAUCCUUAUCUUCAGGCUGUUCACACCUGUUCACACAAGUCCUACUGUCCACAAUCUCAGGGUUCUUCAAUACAAACACACCUGUUUCAGAAAACCUGAUCACUUUCACAUUCGAACAAUGUUUGUAGGAUACUUUUCAAUAACUCAAUAAAUGUAAGUGUUGAAACCAUA